Molecule: messenger RNA, 1735 nt
Organism: Onychomys torridus (southern grasshopper mouse)
Lineage: Eukaryota; Metazoa; Chordata; Mammalia; Rodentia; Cricetidae
Gene: Hemk1
Product: HemK methyltransferase family member 1
Exons: 11
Coding region: 302-1393 (363 amino acids)
Biological process (GO): protein methylation
Cellular component (GO): mitochondrion
Molecular function (GO): nucleic acid binding; protein methyltransferase activity
Source: RefSeq, a predicted model, not a curated record
GCACCGGAGCACUUUCUCGACUGCACUGAAGCGGAAACAAGGAGCUAAGGGAGUGUACUGCAGGCUACGCACAUCCGGGGGCCGACCCCGGGGCGGUUUCCUCGUGCCGGUGUGUAGCCCGGGUUAGCGUGCAUUUCCUCUAUCAGGGUGACAACAACAUCUGAGAAACAGAAUACUAGAGAACCAGAGCCCGUGGCUGGUCCUUCUGCACCUGGCCCAGCCUAGGGACCACUCCCAGCACCUCUCUCAGUGACUGGUAUCACAAGGGAGACUCAGGAACUUGCAAACAUUUCUCCAAGACAUGAAGCUUUGGGGGCGAAGACUUUGGACCCUUCUAUCUGGUCCCAGGGGAAGGAUGGGAGUCUCCCAGGGUUGGGCCUUCAACUCAUGGAAGCUUCAUUCAUCUCUGACUGGACUGUUGAGUGCCACAGGGGUGGUCAGCCAGUGGACACAGGUCUUUGAGGAAAGAGGUAUCCCAGAGGCCCGGGAAUCCAGUGAGUACAUCGUGGCUCAUGUCCUUGGAGCCAAAACAUUUCAGAGCCUGAAACCAGAACUUUGGACCAAGCCACUGACCCCUGAACAACUGCAGUGCAUCCAGGAACUGUGUAGCCAUCGAUUACAGAGGAUGCCAGUGCAGUAUAUCCUUGGGGAGUGGGACUUUCAGGGGCUCAGUCUGAAGAUGGUACCCCCAGUGUUUAUUCCACGGCCAGAGACGGAAGAACUGGUUGAAUGGGUUUUAGGGGAAGUGGCCCAGCGGCCCCCUGCAGUGGGAGCCCGAGGUGGUCCCCUCAUUCUGGAGGUAGGCUGUGGAUCAGGAGCCAUUGCCCUCAGCCUACUGAGUCAGCUCCCUGAGGGAGCUAGGAGAGGGUUCCUAGACAGGCAACUCCCAGGACUCCACCUCUCUUCCUUUGUUCUUGGGCAGAGUCAGGUCAUUGCUGUGGAUAAGGAAGAAGCUGCUGUCAGUCUGACCCGUGAGAAUGCUCAGAGGCUUCAGUUGCAGGACAGGAUUCGGAUCAUUCCCCUUGAUGUAACCUCAGAAGGGUGCUGGACACACCUUGUGCCCUGGGGCCCUGUGGACUUGGUGGUCAGUAAUCCUCCCUACAUCUUCCACAAGGACAUGGAGCAGCUGGCCCCAGAGAUCUGCAGUUAUGAGGACCCGGUGGCCCUGGAUGGUGGUGAGGAAGGCAUGGACAUCAUCUCCCGCAUCUUGACCUUGGCACCCCGGCUCUUGAGUGCCUCUGGAAGCAUCUUCUUAGAAGUGGACCCAAGGCACCCAGAGCUUGUCAAGAGCUGGCUUCAGAGCCGGCCAGACCUGCACCUUAGUCUUGUGGCUGUACGUAAAGACUUCUGUGGGAGGCUCCGGUUCCUGCAUGUCCAGAAGUUUGCACCAUAGUGUGGAUACUAUGUGAACAGCUGGCCAGGAUUCUAGCCUGCUGGGUGCCUGGCUGGUCCUGAUGGAAUACUGCUCAGAGGGAGGUGUUAAUGCUUUCCAGAACCCCAGGCAUGGCCCAUGAUUCUGGGAUUCCCCACGAUGGAUGCUUCUAGGAGACUUGGAGACAAGGGUGGAGUGUUCUUCCUGGGGGAGCAGAGAACAGAUUCAAGAGCUGUGUGUCCAGCCUAGCUCUUUCCCCUCGGUAAGCAUGCUGCUUGGUGUUCCUGUCGCUGGAAUUGCUGUGAAGAUGUUGGGAAAUGUGGCCAGUAAAGUAUUGAGAGAGCAAUAAAUGGUAAACCAGUA